AUGUCGCUGUCCGCAUCUGUGCUCCGUCGCAUUGUUGCCAAGGUUUCUGAAAAGCAAAAAAAAAAUUGGAAAAUGAAAAAUAAAAGGAAAAAACCUCAGGGUGAUAGAUCUAUCGAGAAAACAUCACGAAAAGCUUUCAGUGAAAGUGAUUGAAAAUAAACUUACUUUCUUUCAAUUUUUUUAGAAACAGUAGUAUGAAAUAGUUUUUCUUUAUCUAUCUAUUCAAUUAGCCAAACUGUUUCAAUAGAAAAAGGCUAUUUUCAAAUUUUCGUAGUAAUAUAAGUUUGCAAGAGUUAGUGGAAGCGGCUUGAUGGAUUUCUCAGAAACAGUUGCUCGAUUGAUCUCUCUCAAAAGUGUUCCUAAAGAGUUGGGAUCAAUUUUUUUGAGAGAAAGAGGAAAAUAGUGUCAUGAUAUUGGAAGAAUGGAUUCUCUUUUAGAUGGUUAGAAAAAAAAUAAUACUUUGAAAUCACUUUUAGCAAGUUACGCGGUUUUCCUAACGGCCACAUUGAAAACACUAUAAAAAAUAAUAACAACCAUAAUAAAUUGAAGGGAGUCCUCCCCUGCCAGUCGGUGGCUCCUUUCGCCACCUCGGCCGACGGAUCGACCAACCUGAAGGAAGUCCUGUCGAAAAAGAUCCCAGCUCACAACGCCAAGGUUUCAGAAAAACUCCAAAAGGGAAAAUAAUAUGAUUAACUUUUCCAGGUCAAGGAAUUCCGUUCCCAACACGCUAACACCGUCGUUCAGAACGUCACCAUCGACAUGGUUACUUGUUUAUCUCUUUUCACUGUUUCUCGAAUCUUAUUUGGAAACAUGAAAUUGAAUUUUUUGAUUGAAACGAAGUGUUGGGUGUGAACUCGAGUUUUAUAGAAAAAAAUUGUUUAUUUCGUGUGACGAAUGGUUUUAUUUUUUUCAGAGUAUGGAAAUUGAAAUACUGGUAGAUUUGAAAACAAAAGGUGUACUGUACUGAUCAAGAGAAAUAAAACGUUUCUUUUUUUGUGGGAAGUGGUUCAAUAUUCAAUUUCGGAACAUUAUUUUUUUCAGCUUUGUUUGUAGGCUCAAUAGUUCAAAAUGAUGAUUUUCAAGGUGUUCGGAAAAAACUUGAUUUGUAGAAGAAGCUUUGGAAAAAAUGGAUGUUUUUCAGCUCAAAAAUAUUACUACUUCAAAAAAAUCUCAUCAAUGGACAAAAUGAGCUUGUUUCUCACGAUACAAUGUUUUCCAGAUCUACGGUGGUAUGCGUUCGAUGAAGGGAAUGGUGACGGAGACGUCGGUCCUGGACCCUGAAGAAGGAAUCCGAUUCCGCGGAUACUCGAUUCCCGAGUGCCAGAAGGUCCUCCCCAAGGCCAAGGGAGGCGAAGAGCCGAUCCCUGAAGGAAUCUGGUGGCUCCUCUGCACCGGAGACAUCCCGACUGAUGCUCAGGUGCGGCGCAUAUUUGAAACACGGAUAAAACUGUUUCUGAAUCCAUGAGUUUUGGAUCCAAUUUUUUGGCAAUUUUUCGAAAACUUAACAAAGGGCUAAAAAAAUUUGAUGUUCUUUCUACACUUCAGAGUCAUUUGAUAGUAUUAAAAACCAAAGUUGUUGAAAUUGAAGUGGAAAAAGUUAUCUCCAGGCUCGUUAUUUACAUGUGAGAUAGAAGAAGGAGAAGCUUGCAAAGUUGAUUUUUUUUUAAUUCGGUAAACUGGUAUUUGAACUUCUGAGUUUUCGGCUCGUUACCGACCGGUUUUUUUUUUUCAGAAUUUACAAAUUUAAUCACAGUAAAUCAUAAAAUUCUGAAAUAGAUACAUAAAAGUCAUAAAAGUCAUUAAAAGCAGAGUUUACUUGUCUCCUUAAAAAAAUAUGCGAAAUAACGACAUGAAUCAGUUUUGUUCAGACGACGGCGAUCACGAAGGAAUGGAACGCGCGCGCGGAUCUCCCGGCCCACGUCGCCACGAUGUUGGACAACUUCCCGGACAACCUCCAUCCGAUGGCUCAGUUUGUCGCCGCCAUCGCCGCCCUCAACAACGAGAGCAAGUUCGCGGCAGCCUACGCCCGCGGUGUCCCGAAGGCCUCCUACUGGGAGUACGCCUACGAAGUUGGUUUUGACCUCUAGAAAUAGGAUCUAAAAAUCGAGAAAGUUUCGAGGAGGAAUAUAAAAAUAUUUUAAGAAUUUGAGCAUCAAAAAUGGAAAAAGGAGCUUUUAACUGUAAUUUGUGAUUCUGGUUCUAAAUCCAAUUAUUGUUUUAGAAUUUUUUUCUUUUUUUGAUUAUCUAUUCAAUCAUGUGAAAAAAAUCAAAAAAAGGGAACAUUUUUUUGAAGUUUUUCUCAAGUUUAGCUGAAAAACUCUUGUGCUGUACAAGCCUCUGAAAGUCGCAGUUUGUAAAAAAAAAUCUUUGGAUCUCGGUUUUAGCUGCAAAGCUUUUUAGAUCGAAGAAAUUGCUUUUUGCAAGUUUUUAGAACUCGUGAGUGGUUCCUGAACAGUUUUGAAAGUUUCUUUUAUUCGUUGAUCUAAAAAUAACCUUUAAAGUAUAUCCUCUCGCCAAUUUAUACAAAUUGGCUGAUUUGAGGACUCGAUGGACCUUCUGGCGAAGCUCCCGACCGUGGCCGCCAUGAUCUAUCGCAACCUGUACCGCGACGGAUCCGCCGUCGGCGUCAUCGACCCGAAGAAGGACUGGUCGGGCAACUUCUGCUCCAUGCUCGGAUACGACGACCCGCUCUUCGCCGAGCUCAUGCGUCUCUACUUGGUCAUCCACUCUGACCACGAAGGAGGUGUGUACUCAAAUCGUCAAGAUCAAUCUUUUAACUGAGGGCCUUUUUAAAUUUUCAUUAUUUGGCCAUCUGAAUCCGAUAUCAGUUUGUAACAUUCAACGAGUUACGUAAACUUUUUUUAAAAUACGACUGGAAGCUUAGAAGUUAUCAUGAUCGCGAUUAAAAGUUUUUAAAGUCGGUAAUCAAUAGAAAAACGCUUUUUCAAAAUUUUAAAUUACUCUUCGAAAAGGACCUCGAAAAUCCCUAAGUUUUUUCUAAUUUUUAGGAAAUGUCUCCGCCCACACGUCUCACUUGGUCGGAUCUGCCCUCUCUGAUCCUUACCUCUCGUUCUCCGCCGCCAUGGGAGGUCUUGCUGGACCUCUUCACGGCCUCGCCAACCAGGAGGUGUGAUUCUUUUGAAGUUUUUAUUUCGAACAGUAUAACUUUUUUUUAAACGUUAAAAGAAACAUUUUUUUACGGCUAAAUAUUCUAUCUCAAAUGUGUUGGCUGUAUUUUUUCUGGCUUUUUUUUUGAAUACUACGAAAAUUUGGAAGCAGACAAUUUUUUAAACGAAAAUAGAAAACUCGGAGGAUUUUUUCAUUCUUCCUCAACACCUCUAUGUUUUCAGGUGCUCAUCUUCUUGAACAAGAUCGUCGGCGAGAUCGGGUUCAACUACAGCGAGGAGCAGCUGAAGGAAUGGGUCUGGAAGCACCUGAAGAGCGGCCAAGUCGUGCCCGGCUACGGACACGCCGUUCUCCGCAAGACCGACCCCCGGUACGAGUGCCAGCGCGAGUUCGCCCUCAAGCACUUGCCCAAGGACGACUUGUUCAAGCUCGUCUCCACUCUCUACAAGGUCACCCCCAACAUCCUCCUCGAGCAGGGCAAGGUGAGCCUUUUAUCCGACUUCUGACAGUAGAAAAGCUCAAGGAAAUGAAUUUUUUUUCAUUCGGAAAAAAAGUCCCUUCGACAGGUUUUUUUGCGAUUAUAUACAUUAUCUACUACCGGAGUACCGAAAUAAACUUUAUAUCAUAAUAGAGGAAACUUUCCGAAAGUUUUUUUUGAGAAGUCUCAGUAUCGAGUACAAAAAUGUUUCUACGAAAUAUUUUCGUUCACUCCGAAUGGAUAUAUUUAAAAAAGGAUUAUUUCAGUUUUCUUAAUAUUUGAACUCUGAAAAUGAGCAUUUUUGAUAUUGUUUAUGAAUUCUCUGCAAUCUCGCGCGAAUACUUUUCUCGGAAUCCAUAUUUUAUUAUUAUCUCAUUUCUACCUUAAUCCGACGCCCGCCAGCCCUGGACAAGCUGGGCGCCGUACUGUUCCUACAUGGAGAAGCAGUGAUCGCCGGAGAGCUCGAAAACCGUCUACUACUUUCACAAGAAGAGCGAGAUGCUCUACGCGCCCUCUACUCUUGAUCAACGACAGUUUCGCGAACCGACAAACAGCUCUUCAAUGAUUCCAUGAUUCAGCAGAGAAACCUUCUCUGAAGACUGAAUAAAAGUUUCAACGUUUCAUAUUUAAAAAAAAACGCAAACUGUGUGUUUUUUUCCUUCUUGUUUCGAAGAUGUGAAGGUUUGAAGCGUUCUCUGUGAAAAUGAGUUCAUUUUCAAAGGAUAUGAUCCUUUCUUAUCGCUUCAUAUAUCAAAAAUCAAUAAUUUUCGUUGAAAUGAAAAACUUAACGAAAUUCUAAGCUCAAGACUUGACUUAUCUCUUCUCUGAGCACUUCAAGUUCAUCUCAUUAACAAUUCACCAUAAAAUCGUUUCUUUUCCAGGCCAAGAACCCCUGGCCGAACGUCGACGCUCACUCCGGAGUCCUGCUUCAAUACUUUGGCAUGACGGAGAUGUCGUUCUACACGGUUCUGUUCGGAGUCUCUCGCGCUCUCGGAUGUCUGUCGCAGCUGAUCUGGGCCCGCGGAAUGGGGCUCGCCCUCGAGCGCCCGAAGUCCCACUCGACCGAAGGCCUCAUGAAGCUCGCUGCCGCCGCCGCCGCUAAGAAAUAA
Caenorhabditis auriculariae is the source of this 4713-nucleotide messenger RNA. Lineage: Eukaryota; Metazoa; Nematoda; Chromadorea; Rhabditida; Rhabditidae. The record is from the annotation of a GenBank genome assembly.